This is a messenger RNA of Amphibalanus amphitrite, 6034 nucleotides long. RefSeq names its product E3 ubiquitin-protein ligase listerin-like (gene Ltn1). Lineage: Eukaryota; Metazoa; Arthropoda; Thecostraca; Balanomorpha; Balanidae. Gene Ontology annotation, molecular function: ribosomal large subunit binding; ubiquitin protein ligase activity; cullin family protein binding. The record is from RefSeq and is a predicted model, not a curated record. Gene Ontology annotation, biological process: rescue of stalled cytosolic ribosome; anaphase-promoting complex-dependent catabolic process; ribosome-associated ubiquitin-dependent protein catabolic process. The transcript is spliced from 22 exons. Gene Ontology annotation, cellular component: cytosol; anaphase-promoting complex; RQC complex. Bases 346 to 5361 code for a protein of 1671 amino acids.
CCGCGAGCAUUUUUAUAUUUUUUAAAUUCAUAUAGCUAAAUAGCUAGAUCAGCUAGAUAAAUGUGUUUUUUUCUUCGGCAUACUGAGCAUACUUUAAUCUUUUGCUGCAGUAGCCUUUGAUUUACUCGAUACUUAUAACAAGCCCGCCAUAAACUGAAACAGUAACCUAGGCUAAUUUGAAUUGCGAGAGUUGGGUGGGAGUCCGAUUGUCAUAACCAGUCCAAGUCAGCAGUCCAGCAACCAGUCCAGGUCAAGUGAGCUAGGUACCACUAUUUGUGGGUACCACAUUGCUGCUGCUUCUGUGUAUUCAUUUCUUAUGCAUUGGCAUCACAAACUUGUGUUGUAAUGGGUGGUAAAAAGCAACCUCGUACGAAGAACAAUGUGCAGCCAUCCAGCAGCGACCGCCACGCCCAGCGGCUGGGCACCGAGCCGCUGAUCGGCUUCAGUGCCCUCUCCGACCUGGGCUAUGUGCCGGCGGCGGUGGGCGGCGCCUUGGAUGACGUCACUAUCGGGGGCGUGGCCAUUCCCGGCCAGUUACGAGCUCUCCUCAAGAAAAUGGAGAAAAAGGACGCCAUCACCAAGGCUAAGGCGGUGCAGGAGUUCGCCGAGCUCAGCGACACCCUGGAGCUGGACGAUGUCAGGGCGGCCGUGCCCUUCUGGCCGCGGCUCUACCGUAAACUGGCCACCGACGUGGACAACCGGGUGCGCGAGCUGGCGCACGUGGCGCUGCUGCGACUGCUGGCGCGCGUGCGCCGCGCCGCCACGCCGCACAUGAACCAGCUGGUGCCGACGUGGCUGUGUUGCCAGAGUGACCCGCACCCGCCGGCGGCCUCGGCGGCCCGGCGUGCCUUCCAGGGAACGUUCCCGGCCGCUGAGAAACAGACCGGUGUCGUCAAGUUCUGCUACUCCAGUGUUCUGAACCACAUCCGGGAAGGCCUGUACGAACUCACGCCCCACACCUACUCGGACGCCAGCGCGAUGUCGGCCGACGAGCUGGAGGCGCGCUACGUCCGCCUGCUAACGGGCUGUCUGGGCGCGCUGCGGCUGGUGGCCGAGCUAGUGCCGCCGCCCCCAGACACGGACGGAGACGCGGCGCGGCCGCCGGCCGUCUCCGACCAGCCCCUGGCCGAGCUCAUCUCCAACAGCAAGUUCACCAAGCUGGCCAAACAUGCACACCCGCAGGUCCGCCGGGUCUGGUUUGGUCUGCUGUCGGCACUCUGUUCCCGCCGACCUCUACUGGUGACCGCCGCCGCGGCCCGCCUGGCACCGGCCGUGAUGCACGGCCUCCACGAGCAGGAGCCGUCCGUGCUGAGUGACGCGUGGGACGCAGCCAUCAGCGUGGCCUCCACCGUACCGGACUGCUGGAGCCACGUGAACCUGCGGAAGGCAGUGCUGCCGCAGCUGUGGGCGGCACUGCGCGAGGGUGGCCGCGGCUGUGCCGUCACCCUCCACCCGCUGAUGAUCGUGCUGCUAUCGAAACUGCCCUCGGAUGUGGCCGGCGGCGACCAGACAGAGUUCUACCGGCUCUUCUUCACUAGUCUGUGCCAGGGGCUGGAAGUGGAGCGAGUCCAGCAGAGCCGCCGAGAGGUGUCGGUCAUUUGUCGCACAGUCUGGGAGUGCGCUCUGUAUGUACUGCGGAGCCAGCAGUGCUCCGAACAGGUCAUCGCCGUUAUAGUGGAACAGCUGGUGGCUCUGACGGGCGCCGCGGUGUCCGGCCCGCUGGCGGCCGUUGCUCCCCACCUGCUGCCGCCGCUGUCUGUCGGCCUCAACUCCCUGUACACGGUGUCGGCGGCGGGCGGGGGCGGCGCCGAGACGGUGGCCGCCGCGCAGCGGCUCCUCUGGUCCGCUCUGGAGACGGCCGUGCUGCGCCAGCACCUGGCGGCCGGCGGCGCCGGCGCGGCCGCCGCCGUCGACCUACUGCUGGCCGCGUCCAGCGUGUCGCCCGAGCCGCCGGCGGCCGGCCGCGCGCGCGUCACCUUCUCCGAGGGACCGCCGGCCGAGCAGGAGCCGCCGCCGCCGGCCGGGGAGCGGCUCUCGCCUCUGGCGCUGGCCGCCGGCUCGCCGCUGCAGGAGUGUGCCGCGCGCGCCGGCCAGCGGCUGAUGGACGCUGUGCGCGCGGCCAGCGCCUCGGCCGGCCAGCGGCGGCUGCUGGUCCGGUUGCUGGUCGGCGUGCCGGGCGUGGCCGAGCGGGUGGCGGCCGGCCCGGCGGCGGCCGGCGGCCCCGGCCGGCCCCUCUACGACGCCCUGAUGGAGCCGGAGCUGGCGGCCGGCGACUGUCGGCUCUCGGAGCAGCUGCUGCCCACCGUGUGGCGACUCUGUGAGCCCGACCAGCGGCUCCGGCUGGCGGAGCAUGUCACCCAGCGCGGCUACCUGUCUGUGGUGGCGGAGCUGCUGGAGCGGGCUGCCGAGGACCCCCAGCUGCGCGACUGGGCCCUGUCUGACGGACCGUUGGCCGCUGUCCUGUCUGCUGUUCAUGAGGCGCCCUCGGCCGACAGCGCCCUCUGGAGGCACGUGCUGCGCGCGGUACCGGCCCUGCUGCGCUACCACUCCCAGCAGACUGACUCAGACCCGGCGGCGGCUCUGCUGUCGGCCGUGACCGGCUCGGACGGCUGGCGGCUGGAGCAGCUGGCGCCCCUGCUGGCGCCCAGCUGCCGCUCACCGGACGCCCUGCUGGCCGCCCACGGCGCGGCGCUGACCGGUGCCGGCCCGGCCGCCCUGGCCGCCCUGCAGGCGCGGCUGGUCGCAGUCGGCGGCGCCGCCUCGGACACAGCGCUGGCCGGCCAGCUGCGCGCUGUCCUGUCCUCCGACGGGACGCCGGCCGGCCGGCAGCGGCUGCGGGCCGCCACGCGGGCCUGGGGCGCACUGCUGGGCGCGGACCGGUUCUGCCCGCUGCUGGAGACUCUCCUGCCGGCCGGCUGGGAGUCGGACGGCCGCCGGCCGCGCGCGCAGCUGUGCCUGCUGCUGCGGCGCCGCGCCAGCCUGCGGCCGCCGGCUGCCUGCAGCGACACCGCCGCCGCGUCCGACGGAGUGGCGGACUACCUGCGGCAGCUGCUGGUGGAGCUGCUGGCAGAGUGGCCGGCCGGAGAGAGCGGAGAGACAGAGCAGUCAGCGACAAAGAGCAAGGGAGAGGCGGAUCAGCCAGCGGCAGAGAGUGACUCAGAGCGACCGAUCACAGCGGCGGCGCUCCGGUUCCUGCCCGACCUGCUGACCGCUCACGUGAUCUCGGACGCUGCUGCUGAGCUGGAGGGCGCCGCCGACCGCUCCGGACUGCUGGCUGCCGAGAGUCAGCUGACUGAGCUUGUGACGUCACUGUCGGGUGAUCAGCUGACGGCGCUCCGGCAGACGGUCACGGAAAGGGCGCUGUCGGCCGAGGACGGGGUGGACGCCGCCGCCCUGGCCCUCCUGCUGAGUCUCUCGGGCGCUGAUCAGUCCGUGUCGCUCGACCAACUGCAGGACAACAUUCAGCUCGUGCUGCCGUGUGUGUCGCUGCUGCCGGACGCUGCGCUCCUCUCUCUGGUGACGUCAGCCGCCGAGGGCAGCGAGCUGCUGGCGCUGGCCGGCGCGGCGGCCGCGCUGCGCCGGCUGGCCGCCCGCCGCGGCGCCCCCUGGCUGCUGGCAGAGGCCGGCAGCUGCGUGGUGCGCGCCCUGGAUGCCGUCGUGCGCGCCCGGGACGCCGGACUGCUGCCCUGCUCGUGGCUGGAGGCGGACGCCGACUGGGAGCGGCUGGCGCGGAACGUGGCCGUGCUGCGCUUCUUCUCGGCGCUGCUGGAGCACUGCUGCGAGCUGCUGGAGCCGGCGCACUGGGACGUCCUGCUGCUGGCAGUCUCCUCGUGGGUGGCCGGACUGCAGGAGUCGUCUGAUAGCGCCUGCCUGCCGGCGGGCCGCGGGGUGGGCGCCCCGGUGCUGCUCCACUCGCUCUGCUGUGCCGUGGAGGCGGUCCGUGCGGCAGUGGGACGCUGCGCCGAGCAGCACCCCUCGCUGUCCGGAGAGUGGGACGAGCUCUACUCGCCCGAGUGGUACCGGGCGCUGGUCAGCGUGUUCGCGACAAUGGCCACGGACGGCGCUGCGGGCCGGUCGGCGGGUCCGCUGCUCCAGGAGGCCCUCUCGGCCGUGUGCGCGGUGGUGGUACACGCGCCCACCGCCGCGCUGCUCCACCAUGCGCUGCCGGUCCGGGUGGACUCGCGCCUGGAGGAGCGGCACCUGUCGGCCGACCUGGUCACCCUGCUGUUCUGGUGGCGGCGGCUGCUGACCUCGGCCGACCGCGGCGUCCGGCUGGCCGCCUGGCACACCAUGCACCGGUUCCUGCCGCAUCUAGCCGAAGCGGAGCAGAACCGACCACAUCACGAGGACGACAAGGACGACCCGCGCCUGACGCUGCCCACGCUGUUCAGAGCCGUCAUCGACCAGACGGAGCCUCUGGUAUCCGCGCUGCUCUCGGAGCUCUCGCCCGGCCAGACGUGCCUGGUGGACCCGCACACAGAGAGCCACCAGGUGGUGCUCACCCAUCUGAUGGCCUGGCACCUGGCCCUCUCCUUCACCGGACACCAGGACACCCAGCGCAAGGUCAUGACCGCAGAGGGGCUCAGGCAGGACGGGUCGCUGGACACGCUACUGAACCAGCUGUUCUGCCUGAUGCCCGAAACGCCUGAGGUGCCCAACUCGUAUGUGGAGACCAGUGAGACGUUCUUCGAGCUGGAGCUGCCCACAGUCGUGACGGGCGGCCGUUCGGCCGAGGAGGUACACCACUGGGCGUGCCGCACCUACGUACAGCUGCUGCGCCAGCUGCCGGUGCUGGCGCGCGCCUGGCGCUCCGGCUGCGAGCGCCAGCUGGCGCAGCGCGUACAGCGGCUGACCAGCGAGCACGUCAGUCCGCUGCUGCUGGCGGAGGAGUUCCGACGGCUGCAGGCGGCCGACACCGUCACAGACAACAUGACCGUACGCGCCCGUCCGUCGGUGCGCGAGGUACUGGCCGUAUACACCAUGGAGGAGGCCAGUACCGAGCUGGUGGUCCGUCUGCCGGCCGACUACCCUCUGGGACACGUGGCUGCCGACGCGCCCGGCCGCCGGGUCGGGGUGGCCGCCGGACAGUGGCGCAUGUGGAUGCUGCAGCUCACUACCUUCCUGACACACCAGAACGGCAGCGUCCUGGACGGCCUGCUCCUCUGGAAGCAGAACAUCGACAAACGCUUCCAGGGAGUGGAGGAAUGCAACAUCUGCUUCUACGUGCUGCACGGCACCAACUACCAGCUGCCCAAGCUGGCCUGCCGCAACUGCAAGAAGCGCUUCCACCCGGCCUGCCUCUACAAGUGGUUCAGCACGAGCAGCAAGAGCACGUGCCCCAUGUGCCGACAACUGUUCUGAGCGGCGCGGGGACCCGGGGCCGGCCUCGGCUGUUGUUGUUGUUGUUGUUUUCUCCCCUCGGCGGCAGGGUCACUGCCGCGAAGCCUCCCGGCUUUGAAGUCGUCUGGUCGCGGCCGCCAGGGCCGCGACGACGUCCGCGCUCCGAAUCUCCCCGUGCGACGGGUGUAUGGUGCCCAGCAGGCGGAACCUCAGGUUCAUCAGGGCUGGGCAACGCAGCAGAACAUGCCCGGGAGUGUCCGCCUCCUCCCGACACACCGGACAUCGUCCCGCUCGGCAUCCAUGGUCAUUGCAGCCAGGGCACUCCACCGUUGGGUUACGACCGAUCCUGUGCAUAUACUGGGCGGAGCCCGACCAGUGGCCCGCCCGCAGCUGAUGCACCUCUACAGCCGCGUGGCGGUCCAGACGCCGUUCCCUGGCCGUCGUCCCCUGUGGCUCACACGGGACGAAAUGGAACAACCUGCGGCCUGACUGUGGUUUAUUGUCGCGGUCGUGGCCGGAGCGACUGGUGGGGACUGUUGUGGACAGAUCGAUAGGGGAUGGCGUGCCAGUGUGAAUCUAUGAAGCGUUUACAGCCCAAGCGCGGAUCGCUGUGCGCCUUUAUCACCUGUUUGUGGUUAUCCUCGCGGGGCCCGUCGAGUAGGCAGGGAGAUCAAUAUAUGACUACUGAGCUGUG